CACAAAUAAAGUUGUUCUUACUGGGAGGUGUCUUUAACGCCACCAACAUAACCCUCAUACAGCGCAUUUUUGCGUCCCAGUUGUGGUCCACCGCGGCAACUGGUUGAGUUUCUCCUUCCCAACGUUUAAUUACAUAUCCGCACAGAACCAGACCGGUGGACACGCUCUUCUGUUGGGCACACUUGCGCAAUUAGUUUUGGGGCUCCGUUGGCCGCGCUCUUGCCCGGAAAUGAGCGAGGUCAUGGAGAUGCAUUCCCGGGGCGCCAGGACUGCUGGGCGAGCGGCUAUGGCGACGAAUGUCACUGAGUCAAUGCGUCAGGAGCUGAAUACAGCAAUGGGCACGCUGGAGCUGGCUUCGCCGGACUUUUCUGACCCGCCCUCGCCACGCAGCGGGGCUCGCUCAAGCGGCGAGCACCAGCCGCGGCAGGCGCCGGCCGGAGACCAACAGAAUGGGGAUGCAGGCAGCAGGGAUGGACAGGAGCAGCGCUCGGCGGACCACUCGGCAGCGCAGGCGCGGUUGCAACUCGAGGCGGAGCCGCAACCGAACCAGCCAGCCCCAGGCGCCUGCCCUGGCCAAGCAGCACGCAGCGUGUACUUGUCAAUCGCGGAGUCGUUGGCCGGGCGCAAACACGCACGGGAGGAGGACGCAAGGCAGGCAGCGAUAGAGAAGGGCGCUUCCACGCCACCCCGGAGGCAGUCGUGUGAGGGCGACCGCGGCGCACAGCGGGUGGCGAAGAAGCUCGCGCCGAACGGCAACAUGGACCUCGCGGGCGUGGAGGCGGUGGACAUCCACGCCUCAGGCGCCUUGGACGAGUACCGCUUCAACAUGUUCAUGCGCGACCUCAUGGCGGAGAAGAAGACCGACAUCCUGUGCUGCAAAGGCGUGCUCAACAUGCAGGGCUAUGGAGACACGAAAUUCGUGUUCAAGGGGGCGCACGAGGCAAUCUGCUACGGCCCGGCAGAGCAGCCGUGGAAACCGGACGAGACGCGCUUCAGCCACGUGGUGUUCAUCGGGCGGGGGCUGGACAAGGAGGCGUUGAAGGAGGGGCUCAGCUCGUGCCUGUGGAAGCCGCCGCCGCCCGGCUGGGAGAAGAUCCGCGACGUUAACACGAAGCUGUCCUUCUAUGUCAAUAAGAAGACGGGCGAGAAGACGUGGGUGCGUCCUGAGGCGCCAGCAUAAAUGCACGGCAUCCAUGCCGCGCUGCCCCGUGCGUCACGCAGGCGCAGCGCUGCGUCUUGGGGGCUGCUGGGGUCACGCUGCGCCGUGGGAAGCGCACAAUGGUGCAUUUAAUUUUGCAAUGAAAGCACUGUCGCUGGAUUGCCUUGCCUUGCGGGAGCAAUGGAACACUGAUUACGAGUGGGGGAAAUGUGGGUGCGCGAGGAGUCGGACUCAAGGGCAGGGCGCAGCUUUUGAAGCCGGCCUCAUGGUCAGAGCAAUCCACCAGGUCACAGUACCAAAUGCUGGGAUGCGUUGCAUCUGCGCGCCUUCGAGUACGUGUGCUCUUCAGUCGGAUGCAGGACUACAUGUCUAUCAUGCCUUAUGCCUGACUAUAUGGACGCGUUCGCUCGUGGCUGCGAGGCGGCGGCUUUCCUUGUUAGUUUGCCGAGACGCGCGUUGCACUAAUGAGACGGGGUGGGGGGCUAGUGAUACGUGGCUGCUGUGGCUGCCUGGUGGCCUCCGAGCAGACCAUAGUACGUGCGUUGCUUCGUGGCAUAGCUAUAACAGCUUCCAUAGCUGUAUCAGACCAUGGGCAUGCUGAUAGCAGCACUGCAGGAAAGGGGGGCUGGUGCAGGGGCUCCCUUGGCUUGCCGUAAUGCCGGGUGCGGCGUGGCCGACCGGGCACUGAACUCUAAUUGGGGGGAAGGCGGACAAGCGCAACCGCGCAAGGAAAGGGGGAUGUGGUUUGGUUUGAAGCAAUAAAUCACUGAUGGCGGACUGGUCGCACGUCGUGGAGUGCUUUUGGUACUGGUUUCGUAUCUGGUCGUCGUAACAAGUGUGUCUGACAAGUUUUUGUAUUGUGUGUGUUUUCUGCAUCCGUAGCGUGUGAACGGCUGCAGCAUGGUGCGGAGCCGGCUGCACGUUAAAGUCUGCAGCGUGCAGAGGUAGGACGCCCGGACACAAGAUACACGUGCGCAGUUGCAGGGGUAAACACGCCGUGUUAACCCGAACCCGGCGAAUCCUGUCGAUCGUUGGGCGUACGCUGCGUUUUGGGUCUGGGACACGGGGAAGGAAGGAAUGAGAUGCCUGUGAAGCAAUGCAACUGCGGCAAGUGCGUACCGGAGUGGUGUCCAACUGUUCGUGCAUGCGUGCUUGCGUGCACAGAGUAGGGAAGUGAUUAUGAGGUGUUGACAUAGGAAAGCACGGGGGCAGGGAAGUGGUUUUCCUCCAAAGGAAAGUGGACUACUGCACACACCAUCCGUGGCCGGUUAUCCCCCAGAAUACCGGAGGAAGGACAAAGCGCAUGGUUUCAUUGGGGGGGGAUGCAGGAGCUGGCGCGAGCCACGGAUGGCCCUAAAACACCAUGCGGGCAUGUCGCACCCGUGGAUGGCACUGUAACUACCAGGCCUG
Molecule: messenger RNA, 2569 nt
Organism: Chlamydomonas reinhardtii
Lineage: Eukaryota; Viridiplantae; Chlorophyta; Chlorophyceae; Chlamydomonadales; Chlamydomonadaceae
Exons: 5
Coding region: 230-1180 (316 amino acids)
Cellular component (GO): cytoplasm
Molecular function (GO): protein binding
Source: RefSeq, a predicted model, not a curated record